AGUUCAUUGGCUAAUUCAAAGGUGAAAGGGUAAAGUUGCUACAGGCUUCGGCACCCGCUUAUUAUGGCCAAACAUCAUCCCGAUUUGAUUUUCUGUCGGAAACAAGCCGGCGUCGCCAUCGGAAGAUUGUGUGAAAAAUGUGACGGGAAGUGUGUGAUCUGUGAUUCCUACGUACGGCCUUGCACCCUGGUGCGCAUCUGCGACGAGUGCAACUACGGCUCCUACCAGGGACGCUGCGUCAUCUGCGGGGGGCCGGGAGUCUCUGACGCCUACUACUGCAAGGAGUGCACCAUCCAAGAGAAAGAUCGAGACGGCUGCCCCAAGAUUGUGAACCUGGGAAGUUCUAAGACUGACCUUUUCUACGAGAGGAAGAAGUACGGCUUCAAGAAGAGGUGAAGAUGGUCUUCAAGGUCCACAGCUAUACAGUUAUUGCUUGUUUUUGUACAAAUAUGAUUGAUUUUUGUGUAUUUGGACUGGAUUUUGACACAGGUGUAAUAAAGUGUUCUUUUUAAUACA
This is a messenger RNA of Anguilla rostrata (American eel), 516 nucleotides long. RefSeq names its product PHD finger protein 5A (gene phf5a). Gene Ontology annotation, biological process: mRNA splicing, via spliceosome. Lineage: Eukaryota; Metazoa; Chordata; Actinopteri; Anguilliformes; Anguillidae. Bases 64 to 396 code for a protein of 110 amino acids. The record is from RefSeq and is a predicted model, not a curated record. Gene Ontology annotation, cellular component: catalytic step 2 spliceosome; U12-type spliceosomal complex; precatalytic spliceosome. The transcript is spliced from 4 exons.